Messenger RNA from Caenorhabditis sp. 36 PRJEB53466, 620 nucleotides. NCBI's taxonomy places the organism in Eukaryota, Metazoa, Nematoda, Chromadorea, Rhabditida, Rhabditidae. The record is from the annotation of a GenBank genome assembly.
AUGAUAGUAGUCUCGGGAUCAGGUACUCUUCCGCAUUUGCAAAUUUCUAGAAACCCUUUUCCAGACAUUUUACUGAAGACUCUACAUGUUCUGUGGCUUUUCUCGCUCGGUUCCAUUCUCGUCAAUUGUGUCAGUUUCAGAUCGGAACAUCUUCGGAUCAUGAGCAUAUUUCAGGCAAAGAAGAAGGCCGAGAAGGGUCUCGAAAAGACGAAUAGUCAGCAGAGUUUGGCAAAAAGCGGAGCGAAGACGCCGAAAAAGAGCAAGAAAGAGGGGACGACGAGUGGGAGUGCUAAGAAUGAGGACGAGGAGGGUGAGUGCGCUCUGCCGGACUACUUCAGGAGCUAAAACACUUUCAGACGACGUCCAAUUCAACCUGAAGCUGAAGCCGGCCGAGCAGAAACGUGACGAAUUCGACGACGACGAAGAGAAUCCGCUGGCGAAGAUUCCGACGAAAGCACGGCUUCCGAAGACUCCGGGCGCUCCGAGCACCGUCGAUCCGGAACGUCCGUUCUUGGCGCCCAACGAGAAGAUGAACAAUAACUCUUGCUAUGUAAGAGUCCUCGACGGAGCUGUUUAACUUUACUCUUUUUCAGAUAAAACCUCAGGCGAAGAAGGCGUGA